This is a messenger RNA of Aptenodytes forsteri (emperor penguin), 9571 nucleotides long. It is a transcript of the gene DYSF, whose product is annotated as dysferlin. The record is from RefSeq and is a predicted model, not a curated record. Gene Ontology annotation, cellular component: T-tubule; cytoplasmic vesicle; membrane. NCBI's taxonomy places the organism in Eukaryota, Metazoa, Chordata, Aves, Sphenisciformes, Spheniscidae. Gene Ontology annotation, biological process: T-tubule organization; monocyte activation involved in immune response; negative regulation of phagocytosis. The transcript is spliced from 56 exons. Gene Ontology annotation, molecular function: calcium-dependent phospholipid binding; calcium ion binding. Bases 1 to 6492 code for a protein of 2163 amino acids.
AUGUUGUAUAAAUUUGAGCUCGAGCUCUCGGCAGGUGAAAUUUCACAGGCUGCGUACGCUCCAUACCGCCCCGAAGCAGUGACCCUCACGGUGAAGAUUGCAGCGAUCCUGUGGAUUGUUACGCUCCCUUCAGCCACCUUUUUCCGACCGCCUCUGCAGUCUCACGAUAGCCUCGGGAAGGUACACCCCAUCAGCAGGAGUUCGGGGCGGCUGCGGGCGCCCAAGGUGGGCGAGGACGGCAGCUCGGGGGGCUGCGUCUUGGCUGACGAAGAUUUUUUCCCUUUGAGACGCCAGAACAUCUCGGAUAAAAAGCAGCCGGCAGCACGCAGGGGCUGUGACAAGGGGACAGCCCCCGCCUCUGCUCUGGGGGACAGGGAAGGGGGUGGCAGCGGGAACGUGCCCCCCCCCCCACCCCCCAGCCACCGGUGUCAGCUGGGCCCGGGGGUGCAGGGGGCUUGGAGCGGGUGCUGGCUGUGCCUCGCCCUGCAGGCGGGUUUGCGCCGGUCUGACCCGUGUGCGUUGCUCCCUGCAGGCGUGAAGAAGAGGACUAAAGUCAUCAAGAACAACGUGAACCCCGUAUGGAACGAGGGCUUCGAGUGGGACCUGAAGGGAGCUCCCCUGGACCCCGGCGCCGAGCUCACUGUUGUCGUGAAAGACCAUGAGACCGUGGGGAGAAACAGGUUUUUGGGAGAAGCCCGAGUGCCCCUGCGAGAUGUCCUCUCCUCCCCCAGCCUGGCGGCCUCCUACAACCUCCCCUUGCUGGACACCAAGAAGCAGAGCACUGGGGCUUUCCUCAUCCUGCAAGUGUCCUACAUCCCCCCACCGGGAGCUGCCCCCCUGUUUCCCCCUCCGGCCCCCCCUGAGCCAGCACCGGCUGCUGCUGAGCCCGACACGGUCACUGAGACGGCCGGAGAGGAGGAGACGGAGGAUCAGGCAGCGACAGGGGACGAGACGGAGCCCUCCUCCUCCUCCUCGGGGCCGCCGGGGUCCGAGCCCCCCUCGCUGCCCCGCAAGCCCCCCGUGCACCACGUCCAGGGGGUCAAGCGGAGGAGGAGCUCGCCCAAAAAGCCUCUAUCCAACAAGCCGCAGGACUUCCAAAUCAGGGUGAGGGUCAUCGAGGGCCGGCAGCUCCCCGGGGUCAACAUCAGGCCCGUGGUGAAGGUGACGGCCGCCGGGCAGACCAAGAGGACGAGGAUACGCAAAGGCAACAGCCCCUUUUUUGAUGAGACCUUCUUCUUCAACGUCUUCGAGUCGCCGGCCGAGUUGUUCGACGCGCCCAUCUUCAUCACGGUUGUGGACUCUCGGUCUUUCCGGACGGACUCGGUGAUCGGGGAGUUUCGGAUGGACGUCGAGACCGUUUACUCCGAGCCAAAACACGCUUUUCUCAGGAAAUGGCUGCUGCUGUCUGACCCGGAGGACUUCUCUGCGGGGGCCAAGGGCUAUCUGAAAGUCAGCCUGUUCGUGCUGGGGCCUGGAGAUGAAGCUCCUCUGGAGAAGAAGGAGGUCUCUGAAGACAAGGAAGACAUCGAGGGCAACCUCCUGCGCCCCACGGGGGUCACCCUGAGAGGGGCUCACUUCUGCCUGAAAAUCUUCAAAGCCGAAGACUUACCCCAGAUGGACGAUGCCGUCAUGGACAACGUCAGGCAGAUCUUUGGCUUCGACAGCAACAAGAAGAACCUGGUCGAUCCCUUUGUGGAAGUCAGCUUUGCGGGCAAGACGCUCUACUCGAGGGAUGAGUUUCCUGCUCUCGCGAAGCCUCUGAAAGCCGCAGACCCUGACGAUGGGCUCGGGUUCCUGCCGACCUUCGGUCCCUGCUAUAUCAACCUCUACGGCAGCCCCCGGGAGUUCACCGGCUUCCCCGACCCUUACGAGACGCUCAAUUUAGGAAAGGGCGAGGGAGUCGCGUAUCGUGGCAGGAUGCUGGUGGAGCUGGAGACCAAACUGGUGGAGCACGUGGAGCAGAAGGUGGAGGACAUUUCUGCGGAUGACAUCCUGCGGGUGGAGAAGUACCUGCGCCGUCGGAAGUACUCCCUCUUCGCUGCCUUCUACUCGGCCACCAUGCUCCAAGACGUGGACGACGCCAUCCAGUUUGAGGUCAGCAUUGGCAACUACGGCAACAAAUUUGACAACACCUGCCUGCCCUUGGCCUCCACCACGCAGUACAGCCGGGCUGUCUUUGACGGUUGUCAAUAUUACUACCUGCCCUGGGGCAACGUGAAGCCCGUGGUGGUGUUGUCAUCCUACUGGGAGGAUAUCAGCUAUCGCACUGAUGCCCAAAACCUUCUCCACCACGCAGCAGACAGGCUGGAAGCAAACCUGGAGAAGGUCCAACUGGCUCUCAAGGCCAACCGCUCGCCGAGCGAGCUGGACGCCCUGGGUGCCCAGCUGGUGGAUGACGUCAUCGCUGACUGCAGCCUGACCCUGCCCGACGUCGUGGGGAAGCUGGCCAGCACCCACCUGGACCAGAACAUGUACCGCUUUCGCAGCACCAACCUGGAGCAGAUAGUGAAGGCAGCCCUGAAGCUCAAGCACGACGACUCGAGCCUGUUGGUGGCCCUGGAGCAGGCAGAGGACUGGCUCUCCAGGCUGAAGGCCAUGGCAGAGGAGCCCCAAAACAGCCUGCCCGAUAUAGUCAUCUGGAUGCUGCAGGGAGACAAGCGCGUAGCGUACGCCCGCGUGCCAGCCCACGAGGUCCUUUUCUCCAGGGGCAUCUCCAGCUGCUGCGGCAAGAACUGCGGGAAGCUGCAGACCAUCUUCCUGAAGUACCCCCAGGAGGAGGCGAUGGGUCCGAGGAUCCCAGCCCAGAUCCGGGUCCAGCUCUGGUUCGGGCUGUCGGUCGAUGAGAAGGAGUUUAACCAGUACGCCGAGGGGAAGCUCUCCGUCUUUGCCGAAACCUAUGAGAACCAGACCAAGCUGGCGCUGGUGGGGAACUGGGGCACGACCGGCCUGACCUACCCCAAAUACUCAGAUGUCACCGGCAAGAUCAAGCUGCCCAAGGACAGCUUCCGCCCCUCCACGGGCUGGACCUGGGCCGGGGACUGGUUCAUCUGCCCGGAGAAGACGUUGCUGUACGACGUGGACGCCGGGCACCUGAGCUUCGUGGAGGAGGUGUUCGAGAACCAGGUCCGGCUGCCUGGAGGCCAGUGGAUCCACAUGACUGACGCCUACACCGAUGUGAACGGGGAGAAGGUCUUGCAUAAGGAUGAGAUUGAGUGUCCUCCGGGCUGGAAAUGGGAAGACGUGGAGUGGGACACCGAUCUCAACAGAGCCGUGGAUGAGAAAGGCUGGGAGUACGGCAUCACCAUCCCGCCGGACCGCAAGCCCAAGGCCUGGGUGCCGGCCGAGAAGAUGUACCACACCAACCGGCGACGGCGCUGGGUGCGGCUCCGCCGGAGGGACAUCACGCAGAUGGAGGCCAUGAGGAAGCACAAGCAGGAGGAGCUGGACGGGGAGGGCUGGGAGUACGCCUCGCUCUUCGGCUGGCGCUUCCACCUGAAGCAUCGCCGGACCGACACCUUCCGCCGCCGCCGCUGGAGGCGCAGGAUGGAGCCCCUGGAGCGCACCGGGGCCGCCGCAGUCUUCGCCUUGGAGGGGGCCCUGGGAGGAGUGACAGACGACAGGAGUGACGAUGGCAAAUCCAUCUCCACCCUCAGUUUCGGUGUCAACAGACCCACCAUUUCGUGCAUAUUUGACUGUGGGAACAGAUACCACCUCCGCUGCUACAUGUACCAAGCACGGGAUCUGAUCGCCAUGGAUAAGGACAGCUUUUCAGAUCCUUAUGCCAUUGUCUCCUUCCUCCACCAAAGCCAGAAGACGGUGGUGAUCAAGAACACCUUGAACCCCACCUGGGACCAGACACUCAUCUUCUACGAGAUAGAGAUCUUUGGGGACCCCCAGAACGUAUCUGACUCCCCUCCCAACAUCGUGGUGGAAAUAUAUGACCACGACACCUAUGGUGCGGAUGAGUUCAUGGGGCGCUGCAUUUGCAAGCCCAGCCUGGCGCACUCGCCACGGCUCUCCUGGCACCCGGUCAUCAAGGCGAACAGAAAUGUCGGCGAGCUGCUGGCUGCCUUCGAGCUGAUUCAGAGGGAGAAGCCGGCUGUCCAUCACGUCCCUGGCUUCGAGAAUGAGCUGUCCUCCAGUCUGGAUGAGUCCGCGGACUCUGACCUGCCGUACCCCCCACCCCAGCGGGAGCCCAACAUUUACAUGGUCCCCCAAGGAAUCAAACCGGUCCUGCAGCGCACGGCCAUCGAGAUCCUGGCCUGGGGGCUGAGGAACCUCAAGAGCUACCAGCUGGCCAGCGUCACCUCGCCCAGCCUGCUGGUGGAGUGUGGAGGCCAGCUCGUGCAGUCCUGCGUCAUCAAGAAUGUCAAGAAGAACCCCAACUUUGACGUCUGCGUGCUCUUCAUGGAAGUGCGUUUACCCAAGGAGAGCCUGUACAGCCCCCCCAUCAUCGUCAAAAUCAUUGACAACAGGCCGUUUGGCCGAAGGCCUGUGGUGGGGCAGUGCACCAUCCGCUCAUUGGAGGACUUCUACUGUGACCCCUACCGAGAGGAGACGGACGGUCCCCAGGAGCACUCAGAUGAUGUGAGCCUCACGCCCAGGGAUGACGUCCUAAUUGACAUCGAUGACAAAGAGCCUCUUAUUCCUGUCCAGGAGGAAGAAUUCAUUGACUGGUGGAGCAAAUUCUAUGCUUCCACAGGAGAGAGGGAAAAAUGUGGCUGCUAUUUAGAGAAGGGCUUUGACACCCUGAAGGUCUACGAGACGGAGCUGGAGAACGUGGAGGACUUCGAACAUCUCUCCGACUUCUGCCACACCUUCAAGCUGUAUCGCGGCCGGUCGCAGGACUCAAAUGACGACCCCUCGGUUGUGGGGGAGUUCAAGGGUUCGUUCAGAAUUUACCCUCUCCCGGAUGACCCGCGAGUCCCAGUGCCACCUCGGCAGUUCCACCAGCUGCCGGCCAGAGGACCCCAGGAGUGUCUUGUCAGGGUCUACAUCAUCCGGGCCUUCGACCUCCAACCCAAGGACACCAAUGGAAAGUGCGAUCCCUAUGUGAAGAUUUCAGUGGGAAAGAAAUCCAUAAAUGACCAAGAAAAUUACCUCCCCUGUACGCUGGAGCCUGUCUUUGGAAAGAUGUUUGAGCUCAGCUGCACUCUGCCCCUGGAGAAGGACUUGAAGAUCACGCUCUACGACUACGACCUCUUGUCGAAGGAUGAGAAGAUUGGGGAGACCGUCAUAGACCUGGAGAACCGGUUCCUGUCGAAAUACGGGGCGCGCUGUGGCCUCCCCCAAACCUACUGCGUCUCUGGACCCAACCAGUGGCGAGACCAACUCCGACCUUCCCAGCUGCUUCACCUCUUCUCCCUGCAGCACAACUACAAGGCCCCCACCUACAAGUCCGACCGGGUCAUCUUCAGGGAGCAAGAGUACAUCCUCUCUGAACUGGAGGAUGGCAAACCCCUCAACCCCCACCUGGGGCCGGUGGAGGAGCGUCUCGCCCUGUACGCGCUGCGGAAGCAAGGGCUGGUGCCAGAGCACGUGGAGACGAGACCUCUUUACAGCCCUCUCCAGCCAGAAAUCGAGCAGGGAAAGCUACAGAUGUGGGUGGACCUGUUUCCGAAAUCUCUGGGUCAGCCUGGCCCCCCUUUCAACAUCACACCACGCAAAGCCAAGAGGUUCUUCUUGCGCUGCAUCAUCUGGAACACCAAGGACGUCAUCCUCGAUGACCUCAGCAUCACCGGGGAGAAGAUGAGUGACAUCUAUGUCAAAGGCUGGCUGGUUGGCCACGAGGAGAACAAGCAAAAAACAGAUGUGCACUACAGGUCUAUGGGAGGAGAGGGCAACUUCAACUGGAGAUUCAUCUUCCCCUUUGACUACCUCCCGGCUGAGCAAAUGUGUUACAUCGCAAAAAAGGAUGAGCACUUCUGGAGCUUGGACAAGACAGAAAACAAGAUUCCACCGCAGCUUAUCUUCCAGAUCUGGGACAAUGACAAGUUCUCUUUCGAUGACUAUUUGGGCUCCAUUCAGAUGGAUCUUAACAGAAUGCCCAAACCUGCCAAGACCGCUGAGAAGUGCUCCUUAGAGCUAGUAGAUGAGACCUUGUCUUCAAGUCGCCUUGUGUCACUCUUUGAGCAGAAAACUGUCAAGGGAUGGUGGCCUUGUGUUGCUGAGCAGGAUCAAAAGAAGAUCCUGGCGGGCAAAUUGGAAAUGACUUUGGAAAUUGUGGCAGAACAAGAGCAUGAAGAGCGGCCAGCUGGCGUGGGUCGGGAUGAGCCAAAUAUGAACCCCAAGCUGGAGGACCCCAAGCGCCCGGAGACCUCCUUCCUGUGGUUCACCUCCCCGUACAAGACCCUGAAGUACAUCCUGUGGCGGCGGUACAAGUGGGUGCUUAUCCUGGCCAUCGUGCUCUUCAUUUUGCUGCUCUUCCUGGGGAUCUUCAUCUACGCCUUCCCGAACUAUGCUGCUAUGAAACUGGUGAAACCUUUCAACUGAACCUGUGCUGGAAAACGCCUGAAAGGUCCGCUGCCUGCCUGGGGAUUUUGGAAAGAAGUUGCGGCUCUGCACUGGAUCACAUCAGCAGAUGGAGACGGAGAAGGAACAGCCUCUCUCAGGCCCUAGGCUGCUGCCAAAAUGAAGAUACAACUUACCUUGAUGCAGUAUGCAGAAUCCCAUCUACAGCACUCACCUCGGAAGCAGCACGUAAACAAUACCUGCUCUGAAAUAUUUCUUAUUUUACUUCCUUGUCUGUUUUCUUUUUUUUUCUUUCCUUUUUUUUUUGUUAAGCUGCUCUGAUUCGUAAAGCUUGAAUACCAGUGCAAAACUGAAGAGGGUGGGGGAGAAAAGGACCUUUUCAGGUGUAGUCUGUGAGCGUACAGUCAUGUUGCAGACCUUAGCGGAGGAGUCGCGGGCUGCUGGCGUAAGCAGCACAUGCAAGCCAAAAUGUCUCAGGUUCUGAGCACACUUUUCUUUGCACUCUGAACAAGCCUCAGUUUUUCUUUGCCGUGCAAUGUGUAUUAUCUAGUUUAUAUAUGUAUAAAGUCUAUUGAAGACAAAAUGAGCUGCACAGCCUGAAACCCUGGGCUGAUACGUUGCCUUUCCAAAGCGAGCAAAACCCACAAGAUACAGGACCCAGGGAAAGGGCUGCGAUGCAAAACCUGGGCAGAAGUUGGUGGUAACUGCUAAAUCAAAACUCCCAUUGAAUUUUGGGCUCAUGAAGGACUGCACAGUCUGGCCUAUGUUUUUUGGAGCUUGUUUUCCCUCUGAGCUCCUCUUUCACCCCUACAGUCCCACAUGCCUCCCUUCAAAACCAGUGCUGUAGUGGCAGAAAGCGGAGUCGGGAUGAGCCCUACCCUGAGAGCAACCCCAGGAGCAAAGCAGUACACGUGGACUUUGCUUUUCUCCUCUCCUGCUAUGUGCAGCCCCUGCAGCCACAGUUCGGUGAAUGUAUUAGUCUUUUUUCUCCUGUGCUCCCAAACAUGCUUAAGCAAAACAGUACAAACCAGACUGCAGCGUAAGCUGCGAAACUCACUGCUGCUGGGCGCUAAUGAGGCAGAUAACCUGCACCUUUGGAAGCAGGCUUGUUUGCUUUCUGCUUUGCAAACAAAUUAGUAUGAGACAUAUCCUGCAGGUCUUGCUCAGCCUCCCACGGAGCAAGCGGCAGCUGUGACAGGACUGGGAUGGCAGCGUUGGGACACUUCUGCUGUUUUCUAUUCCCUCCUCCUGUCUGUCUGUCUCUCUGCUGCCGCAAUCAGACAGAGCGGUAUGGUCUAAGGGGAUUUCUAGUGUUUUGUAGUGCUGGCUCAUGUCAUGAGAGGAUGCUAAUCAAAACAGCAUUAGCCUCAAAUUUUCAUCCUGCAUCCACUCACCCUGCAAGGAACCAUCUCCCAGAACAGGGGCAUCAAGCAUGAAAGCAAACGUUCCUUUGAGGAGACAGCUGUCCUGCUGCUCCGGCACCUCAUGGCUUUUGCUGCGGUCCCUCUGACGAUAAACGGAUCUUUCCCCACUGCCCUUCAGCAGGAGGAGACAUGUCUUCCUCGGUUUUAUUUGUCCCCUGGAGCUGUUGCUACUCGGCGUGACAUGUGAGAGCAAGUAGCAGUGAAAAGUGAUCCUGGGGGAUGAGAGUUUCUCAGGACAAACUGUGCUAACGUAAGCUCCUGCCCUGCUCCAGCAAGGCACUUAAGCCUGUGCUUAGCAGAAGGCAGGGGAAAAAAAAGCACACGCCUAAUUGCUUUGCUGGAUUGGGAUGUGAUGCGUUGAGCAUUAAAUCCCUUGUUAUUCAGUACUGUAACAGCACCCAGAUUGCACAGGGCAGCUCACUGCCAUGUGUGAAGACGGUGUCUUUGACAUGGAGAACAUGCAGCUAUAAAAACCUGUCCUUGCUGCUGAGGUUUGGCUGAUCCAGCAUCCCUCUCCCAAAAGCUUGAGCAGUGAAGUCGGCUCUGGGCUUGCACGCCUCGGGGUGGGUGUUUCAUUUUACCGGCACAGUUCAGUGCUUCAUUUUUGCAUUUGUUCAGUUUUUCCCUAGAAGCCUCCCAACUUCAUUCGCAUCCACACCCCCGUUAGCCACUAUCGAACUACCAGGUCUUGGUCAAAUUUUCCAUAAUGCUUUCUCCCUGAGGAUCUGAUGAGCUGCGGACAGAAGUUUCUUGUGUUUGCUCCUUAAUGAGUUUUGGGUUUUAUAUUUUAUGAAAAUGUUGGCGUGGUUGGUCCUUGUACCUCUUCCACCACGACCCAGCUCUGCCGGGGGGUGUCUGCAUGUCUUGCUGAGUGCCGGCAUGCCUUGCUCUCCUAUCCGCAGUGAGAAAUCAGGCCCAUUAUUUCACUUUCUUGCUUCGGUUUGCAGAGACUGUGAAAUUUCCCAUCUUGGCAUUAUUGCUCUGUGACCCCUGCCUAUUUCAGAAACAAAAUCUUGGCGCCAAGAGCCCCAAAGAGACGAGUGACCCAUGCUUGAAUGCAAAACACUGCUUAUAUCAGGAUGCUCAUCACCCAUCCUAUCACAACAACCACUGCCCAUCCCAGCAGAGACAAGCAACCCUACCAAAACACAUUUGUGUGUUACUUCUCCAGAGCCUCUCCUGGUGAGAAACCGUAUUUUAUUCCCCAGCACUCACCAGCAGCUCUUCCCUGACAAACUAGAACGAGUCAUCAGUGGUGGGAGAGCAGGAUCCAGGGCAUCCAAUUGCAUAAGGAUAAGGAAAGGGUUACAUCCCCGCACGCAAUCCUCCGUGCUCCCAGUCCAGGCUGCAGGGCCAGUUUUCAUGCCAAGAAGACUCCGUGGGACUGUGGUGGGUAAAAGCAGGUCUGAGCGUCUGAAAACACCAACUCAGUCCCAUUUGCAUUGCUGCUUGAACAGCCACAUCCAUCCGUUUGCCUGACUGCGGGCCCUCUGUAGCUUGGUUAUGUCUCUCCACCAAAGCCAGCCAGGAGGUAGGACCUAUAUAAAGUAUUCCCUGGGGCUCCCUGUUAUUCAGGGGUUUGAAAUGGCUGGAAGACGUCUGUAUCGCCUGUCAAUGCCUUAUAUACAAUAAUGCAAAACGCACUGUGGUUACAAAUGAAAUGCUCUGAAACCUUC